AUGGACUUAUACUGUCAGAAAUGCUCAAAGGCAUUGGAACUUAAUGAGUCUUUGUUGGAUAUCGAUCAUAGUGUAUUCUUGAAUAAGGACUGUGAUCAAGUAUUAGCAACAGUAAAGGAGUUACAGGAAAGGGCACUAAAGAGCAAUGUACAACAACAACAACAACAGCAUCAACAACAAUAUCAUCAGAACCCUUCGAUGCUACAGAGGACUGAAUCAUUGCAGACUAUGAUGAUGGGAGGGCCACACUCUGCAUCGAUGGUGUCGAUGCCAGGCACUGGCUCAUCAAUACCUCUGUCUUCAUCGUUCGCCGCGACAUCUGGGUACCUGCCCAACCCUAGCUAUAGCACAAACAACAUGUCGACGCUAUCCGCCUCGUACGCAACAUCACAUCUUCAUCAACAUGACAAGGCGACGAACCAACCACUGAUGAAGUUCAAGACUGGUCUGUUCCGCAAGAAGAGCUCCCACCACGCUCACGUCAAGCACAUCGAGUAUCAGCAGCAACACCCCAUCAGCAACAGCAACUUCCAGCCACAGACCACGCUGAGCAGCAGCCAGCAGUCGAUGGCCGCACCAACGUCUGCCGCCGCCCUGGACAACAGCAGCGGCAGCAUCAACAACGACACCACCGCCAACUCAUCCACCUCAUCGUUGACCGAUUCGACCGGCUCAGGCGUAAGCAUGAGCACGUCACCGUCAUCAUCAUCGUUUGGAUCACUGUCCAAACAUCGCACAAAGACCAUGCCCACCCAGCCCAGACUGCAGAAGCAACACUCCACUAGCAGUCUCAACUCUGAAUCACCCUCGGCGACCACAGACAUGUCCAAGCAGUUCGAAGGCAUGGACAUCACUCAAUCUGGUGGCGGUGAGCCGACCAAGAGAGCUGUAUCAUCGUCGUCGACGACAAAGAGACAGGGCAACAUCAGAUCGAGCACCAACAGGAGCACUCUUGGCAUGUCGUCUCAGGGCACGCCACCAACAUCGCCACUGUCCAGCAGCACAAGGCCCAACAACUUUGUCAGUCCUCAGCAGCAGCAAAAGAAUAGCAAACUCAAGUACUUGCGAUCCAACUCCAAGUCUUUCAGUCUGGCAUCGCUGCCCAACAUCCAGGGCGACCUGGCUGCAUCGGCACCAAUGUCCGUGUACAACAACAAUCAAAUGUCGCCGCCUCCCCAUGGUGUGAGCAACUACAACUCACCCCAGUCGCCGCCCAACCACCUCGUCCCCAAUGGCCUUCAAAACUCAGUGUCGUCAACAACGUCGCCAAUCGGCUCGCCACCAGUUGCUGUCACUACUGGCGGUGCAGCACUCGGCGGCGUAGGCAAUGGCGCUGUUCCCCACAACUCAAUCAAAUACCUGCAGGUGAUCACAUUGUUCAAGACGAGCACUGAGCUGAUCGGCUACGACCUUCCCCUGUGUUUCGAGUGCGCCAAGCUCGUCCUCACCGAGAUGGACUCGGACAACAGUCUGGCCGAGCGCGAGAUAAAAGUGUACAGCGACAUGCUGGAAGGACUGAACAGACAGGUGUCUGCACAGGAUGAGGCCAGCGUCGACCGCGAGAUUGAGCAGCUCGAGGAGACCGAACGGUUCUACUUUAACAAUCUGGACGCGCUGCGAAGAGAGCGUCAGCACAUCGCGACGAUCACCGACGAUCUGCUACAACGACAACAACAACUGGCCACAUUGGAAAACAAGUAUUGGAGCGCCUACAGCGAGCAGCAGGUCGACUCGUACCGACUCCAAGAUGACCGCGACUCGGUGCUCACUCAGACAACCACCACCAUCGACAGGCUGCGACGCCUCAAGGAGACAAACAUCCUGAACGAUGCGUUCCACCUCUGGUACGAUGGACACUUUGGCACGAUCAACUCGCUGCGUCUGGGCCGACUCCAGUCGCAACCGGUCGAGUGGAAUGAGAUCAACUCGGCGUGGGGUCUGUCCAUCUCGCUGUUGGACAACCUUGCCAAGCGUCUCAACUACAAGUUCAAGCAGUACAGGCUGAUACCCAACGGCUCAACGUCCAAGAUAGAGGACAUCACCAACAAGACCGUCUACGAGCUCUAUGGCUCCAGCGACAUCUCGCUCGGACGUCUGUUCUGGUAUGGUCGCUUCGACAAUGGCAUGGUAUCAUUCCUGCAGUGUCUAAAGGAGCUGUGUGAGCACGUCAAGAAUGCGCACGACCCAACAUUCGAGGUGCCCUACACGAUCGAGAACGAUCACAUCAAUGGCAUGCUGAUCAAGAUGCAGUUCACCAACGAGGACACGUGGACCAAGUCACUCAAGUACAUGCUGACCAACCUCAAAUGGCUGUUGUCAUGGGUGGCCAAGAAUGAGUCCACACAACCAAUGGAGAUACACUCGACCAAGCGAUCCAACAAUGCAUCUGGCAACAGUAGUCUGUCCACAACGCCAUCGCCACAUUCAAACAACAACAACAAUACACCAAAUGGAGGAAGUAAUGCGACAAACAAUGGCGGCAUCAUCACAACGACCACAACAUCCACUGGCAGUACACCAAGCAAGUCCUCUUCUUCUUCUUCCAAGUCCAGCCACAAUAAAUGA
Messenger RNA from Acytostelium subglobosum LB1, 2565 nucleotides. RefSeq lists its product as hypothetical. Gene Ontology annotation, biological process: autophagosome assembly; late endosome to vacuole transport; autophagy. The coding region runs from base 1 to 2565 and encodes 854 amino acids. The transcript has 2 exons. Lineage: Eukaryota; Evosea; Eumycetozoa; Acytosteliales; Acytosteliaceae. The record is from RefSeq and is a predicted model, not a curated record. Gene Ontology annotation, cellular component: phosphatidylinositol 3-kinase complex, class III, type II; phosphatidylinositol 3-kinase complex, class III, type I; phagophore assembly site.